CGAAACCCUAUUUCGGGACAUGUUGAAUUUACCAAUCACAGUCCAUUGCGAUGCGCUCGUUAGAAGUGGCAAGAGUUAAUUUCAAGCGUGCAUUAAUAGUGACGAAACUAUCGCGAUAUGAAUACGAAAAAUAUCGCUACCCACAUUUAACCGAGACUGAGUUGGAAGCAGUACUGAAGAAACGAGGUUCUGAGUACGGAAAUUUACUUCGUCGCUACGAAAUUCAUAAAACAUUUGAAAAGCGUUUAGUGGAAAGUGUGGAAGCAUGCGGAAUUACGACCAAAGUGGUGAACCGAUUCGGAUACAAUGAAGAAAAUCUCAAAUGGGCAGAUGUUGUGGUGCCUGUUGGUGGUGAUGGUACUUUCAUACUAGCUGCAAGUAAAAUCCAAGACAACUAUAAGCCUGUUAUUGGCUUCAAUUCAGAUCCAAGUCGUUCCGCCGGUUACCUAUGCCUACCAAAAAAAUAUUCUUCCGACGUCAAAGGAGCUUUGCAGAAGAUCAUUAAUGGAGAUUUCAGGUGGAUGUUUAGAAAUAGAAUACGAAUAACAUUGUUCGGGAAAAACAUUUUCGAUGCUCCACUUGAACUUAACGAAGAGCAAUUGCGAGAACCUGGUGACACUCCUCUGCCGAAGAGAACAACUGUAACAGCUGAUUCUAAGGUUUAUAGGAGGACACUGCCAACAUUGGCUCUUAAUGAAAUAUUUGUUGGUGAAAAACAAGCCACUCGUGUGUCAUACUUGGAACUGAAGCUAGCUGGCGAAUCAAGAACGAAACUGAAGUGUACCGGAAUCUGUGUCGCGACAGGCACCGGGUCCACCGCUUGGCACGCAAGUAUGAACCGUAUUUCUGAACAGUCCAUAAGUGAAUUGCUAUCAUUAUUGAAGCAGCCAGUUUCAGAGGAAACGCGAGCAGAAUUGUGUUCACGUUUUUCGGAACAGUUGAAGUUCGAUCCCGAAGAACGAAAAAUGUGUUAUACAGUGCGUGAGUGUAUAGACACGAAAACCUGGCCAGAAGGUGCUCGAUGAAGAUGCCCUACAGACGGUAAUGUUGCGGGAAUGAUGGUUUUCUCUGCACAGUCAUUUUCGUAUGUAACAGAACUCCAAUUUCGUGAAGUAAUGGGGAAAUUUUAAGCUACUGUAAGUGUUCUCUAAAUAUGAAACCCUGGCCGACAAUGGUCUUAAGUUGUGCCUGUAUUGCAUAGAUGAUUUUUUUUCCAUGUAUUAAUAGUGCAGCUUAAGAUUUUAUAAAGCCCCAGAUGACUGAUUGCAUACCAUAUUGUAUAUGACAUAUUUUGUGCACUUGUUGUAUACCAGCAACUGUUUAGGCAUUCUUACCAUAUUACAAUAUAGCAGUGGCAUCAUAGGCGCUCCCUGUGAAACACGUACAGUCAGAAAACUUACAACUUGAUUAAGCUCAGCCUGUGAAUUCAUUUUGAAUGAAAUUAAUAUUAGAUUGCUUGUAUAAUCCAGUAUAGAGGCCAUUCGAGCUAACUAGGUCUUCGUUGCUCUAUCAGUGUGUUCAUAAUAUUUCAGUUUUGCCUGCCUACAGUGUAUUAUUUUUUUUUCAGAGACCACAUUUUAAAGAAGUUAUGAUGCUGUGGCCAAAAUUUAAUGUUUUGUUGCGAGGAGCAGCAUGGUUCCAGAAUGUUUUGAAUUUGUUUGCACCGAUAAAGAUAAUUUUAUUGACAUAACACAUUUGCUUCUUGCAACUUGUGACAAAUCUACAGUAUUCAGAGCAGGCCACAUGUGCCAUUAUAAUCAACAGGAACAUGAAUAACAAGAAAGCAAAUGAAAGAAAUCAGGCUGUUGGCAUGCCAUUUGAUCCAAGGCAGUUUAGUGUCACCAAAACACUGUAUUUAAUGCAUGAUCCACCAGAAGAUUGCACUAGCUAAGAUAAAAGUUAUUCUCCUCUGUUAUCUUUUUCUUUACCCCUCCCUUUAUUCUGUAAAAACAACCUUUAUAGAAUUUAUGAAUUUCAAAUAAUUUCAUUACCAUCAAAAUAGAGAAUCUCAAAAAACAACCUCAAGUUCAUUACCGAAAAAUUCCAAAGAGGUGUACCAUCAUAUACAAAAAUAAAAUGUGAUACCUAUGUAAAUACACAGUCUUAAAAAUCUAUCAGUGCAGCCUAAAUGAGUCAGACAAAGCUUCCCUUAUUGAUUUUAUUGCAAAACUUUAUUAUGCAAUAAUCACUGUUCAAUAUUUUUAAAAUAUUUCUAAAGCCUGGAAAAUAAUGAUUAAUGAUGUGUACUUAACUUAAAACACUUAGGUUUUUGUUAUGGUACUCUAAUUAUAAUGCUCCACAUUUCACUAAGAGCUAAUGGUAAUGUCAAUACCAAAAAAUACAGUUGUCUCAUGCAAAGAAUUGUAAUCAUGAUCUUAAAAAUGGCUGCAAGUCAGCAACUGUGUAAAUCUGAAGAGGUUGAAAAUAUCAGCCAGCAAGUUGCAAAACAAAGGUUUCUUAGCCCUUGACCUAAGUUUCGAUAUUUCUAAAGCUCCUUGUCACAUCACAUGAUGGUACAUUAGAUUAGCUGAAGCCAAGGGCUCUUGUCAUACAUAAAAUUGGCAAAAACAAGAAUUAUCCCAAGCCGUGGCUUUAGAUUAGCCCCACUACUUCUGAAGAAGAUAUUUUCAGAAAUACUGAAACCUAGGUCAGUGGGUAAUAGACCUUUGUUUUGCAACUGGUUGGGUGAUCUUCAAUGUUAAUCAUGAUUUACUGGACAUAUUUUGUAAAACUGCACUGAUCUCACGUACCAAAAAACUUAAUAUGAUUUAUAUUUGAUCUGGGAAGUGUGGUUUUUUUGAACUGUGGUCAUAAAAACUGUUGAACAUAUAAGCAUUUACUACCAAAUAGUCAGGUAAGUACCUGUUAAAAAGUUUGUAUUUCUAUUUAUGUUAGUAAACCAUUAUUGACUUGCCUAUGCCUCUGUAUUAGGUGUAAGAGUGGAUAGAAUCUGUAUUUUCAUUAUGUCUUCUUUUAUACCAAUUGACACUUUAAAAAACUGUUAUAGAUUGAUAAUACUUGUAUACUGGAAGCAAGACAGACAAGACAGACAGUGCUUGAAUCUGAAUGCUGUCAUAAUACGAUUGAAAUAAUAAAAAAAAAAAGGAGGACAAA
Molecule: messenger RNA, 3114 nt
Organism: Schistocerca nitens (vagrant locust)
Lineage: Eukaryota; Metazoa; Arthropoda; Insecta; Orthoptera; Acrididae
Gene: Nadk2
Product: NAD kinase 2, mitochondrial
Exons: 2
Coding region: 51-1025 (324 amino acids)
Biological process (GO): NADP+ biosynthetic process; NAD+ metabolic process
Cellular component (GO): mitochondrion
Molecular function (GO): NAD+ kinase activity
Source: RefSeq, a predicted model, not a curated record